This is a messenger RNA of Corticium candelabrum, 1746 nucleotides long. Its product is annotated as mitoguardin-like. Lineage: Eukaryota; Metazoa; Porifera; Homoscleromorpha; Homosclerophorida; Plakinidae. The transcript has 15 exons. The coding region runs from base 66 to 1568 and encodes 500 amino acids. Gene Ontology annotation, biological process: mitochondrial fusion. The record is from RefSeq and is a predicted model, not a curated record.
CGAGGCAUGCCUAUUUAGACUCUGAAGUUCCAGAGCCGUAUCUUUAUAUUACUAUUUCUACCAUUAUGUUAGAAGGUGUUUUGGCUUGGAUUCAGGCUUGGCUGCCUCGCCGGUCCAUCAUUGUGACAGCUAGUGUUAUUGUCGUUCUCGCUGGUGCUGGAUAUAUUUAUGCUGUAAAGUUAAAGAGAAAAAGGAGAUUAGGGAGCAAAAAUGGCGGAUCUGACUCUGUGGAUUACACUGAGCUAGAAGCAGCCACUGCUACUGGUGACAUAGGAUCUUCCACAGUUCAAACUCAUUAUUCACAGCAUUUCUUCUUACAACAGAAGGCCAGCAUAAACGAUUUACCACCAGUUGUAACAUUGCACGACGCCUCACACCAUUCAAGCAAUGACCAAUUGUCAGACACAGAACUUUGCCAGUUGGGUUUGGAUGCAUUUAAUGUUGCUAUUUCAUAUUGGAAAAAAGCUUUACGUAUCAGCACAAACAGCAGUUCUGGCAAUAGGUCAUGUCUGACAACAGUAGUAGAGCAUGCACACCAGCUGCAGAGUGUUGUGAAACAAGUCAAAGGUUUAAGACAGACACCAAGCGUUCUGACUACAGAAACUUCAGUUGUUCCACAAUGGCAAGAGAAGGAUGAUGAUGAGGUGUCUAUCACAUCUACAGACUCAUUUCAAUCAGCUACGGGAACUGAUUCAGAAGCUGACAGAGUAACAGCCCUUGAUGUUUCUCAUGCUUCACUGGAGGCUGUUGCAGAUCAUCUAGUGCCAUCCACCAAUAAAUACAAUGGCCUUUGCAGUUUCUAUGAAGAAGGCAUUACUUUGGCUAAAGACAAGGCCGUACCUCACAGGGCCCUGAGGACUGUGGUUCUUUGCUGCAACAGUGACUUAGAUUUUCUUGCUAAACUUUCUUGCGUUCGCAAGGCAUUCAAUUUGCUGUUUACAUCUGACAAUACAAGGAGUGAAAUCAGUCAGUCAGGAAAGCGGCUGGUAACAACUCUGCUACAUGCAUCUGAGAAAGGCCAUGCAGUGUUUGAAGAGGCUUAUGACAAAAUGAUAACCUGGGUGUCAGAUCAACGCAAUUGGGCGACGAUGGCAGGAGAACUGAAGGACAGAGGGGUUGAAUGCAUAACAUUUUACGAUGUCGUCCUGGACUUUGUUCUUCUUGAUGCAUUCAAGGAUGCUGAAAACCCUCCUUCUGCUGUAACUGCUGUGUUACAUAAUCGUUGGCUGACCCAGGGAUUUAAGGAGUCGGCUUUUAGUACAGCUGUGUGGUCUGUUAUCAAAGCAAAGUCAAAGAUGGUAAAGAUCACAGGUGGUUUCUUCACUCAUUUCUACAAUGUAAUGGAACAUGUCAGCCCUGUGUUGGCAUGGGGCUUUCUUGGUCCAAAUGAGCAUCUCAAAACAAUUAUGCUGUAUAUCAAGGAUCAGGUCAUGGGGUUCUUGAUUGAUGUGUUUUCUCUUCACGAGUCAAACUACUCCACUGAUUCAAACCUAGCAGAUGAUGUUCUAAGACACCUUCAGACUAGAACAGCAAGCAUUUUCUCACAUCUUGAUCAAGGCAAGGGAUAAGCUAAAAUACAACAUACCACGCAAGAGGCUGCCACUGCUUAAUUUUAUUGUGAAUUUAUGGACACAAGUAAAUUUAAAUGAGUUUAUUGUUUCUUCUAUUUUAUUCUGUAUGUUGAUUGCAAUCACCAGCUUGUAAUUGCUUUCAGUUGUAUGUAAUGUCAGAUAAUAUGUUUUUGAA